UAAAUGCAGCUACUCGACAAUUGCUUGGGGAGCCUCGGUGAAGAAAGGGGUACAACCAGAUGUAGACUACACGUUUAGAGCCACGACGAGUUCAGGAAAAGUGUUCAACUUCAUGAACGCACUAGGAGAUGUCGCAUUUGCAUAUGCUGGUCAUAAUGUGGUGUUGGAGAUUCAAGCUACUAUUCCUUCAACUCCCGAGAAACCAUCUAAGGUCCCAAUGUGGAGAGGAGUGGUUGUUGCCUACAUCGUGGUUGCCAUCUGCUAUUUUCCUGUUGCAUUUGUUUGCUACUAUAUAUUUGGAAAUACUGUGGAUGACAAUAUUCUUAUGUCACUGGAGAAACCAACUUGGCUUAUCGUCAUGGCUAACUCAUUCGUGGUUAUUCAUGUUAUUGGAAGCUAUCAGAUAUUCGCAAUGCCGGUUUUUGAUAUGCUUGAAACCUUUUUGGUAAAACAAAUGAUGUUUGAUCCUUCCUUCAAACUCCGUUUCAUCACUCGAACUUCAUAUGUUGGUAAGUUUUCUCUUAAUUCAGAUUGAAUCACUACUCUUAUAUAACAAAAUAUGAACUACACUGACUACUUGAUGGAACAGCUUUAACCAUGUUCAUUGGCAUAUGCAUUCCAUUCUUUGGUGGAUUACUCGGCUUUUUUGGAGGAUUUGCCUUUGCCCCAACAACUUACUACGUAAGUAAUUCUGUUGACAAAACUAAGAAUAAUCUUAUAUUUCAAAGAAACCAUAAUAAAUUAUUCUGAUACACUUUUUCAUUUUUCCUAUGAUUAGCUGCCAUGCAUAAUGUGGUUGAUUCUCAAGAAACCAAAGAAGUAUGGAUUGUCUUGGUCUCUUAACUGGGUAUAUUUCCUUUUACUCAUCAUAUUCCACCAUAUAUGUCAUUUUAUUUAAUUUUGUUAAAUUUGACAACAAAUUGUUGUUUCUUUAUGUGAAAAUUGCAGUUCUGCAUAGUGGUCGGCGUACUAUUAACGAUCGUAGCUCCCAUUGGUGGCCUCAGAACCAUUAUCAUGUCUGCCAGUGACUACAAGUUCUUCUCUUGAACAAAUUAUAUGCAGUCAUGCGUUUAUUUUUGGAAUACCG
Brassica napus (rape) is the source of this 1087-nucleotide messenger RNA. Its product is annotated as lysine histidine transporter-like 2. The coding region runs from base 113 to 535 and encodes 140 amino acids. The record is from RefSeq and is a predicted model, not a curated record. The transcript has a single exon. NCBI's taxonomy places the organism in Eukaryota, Viridiplantae, Streptophyta, Magnoliopsida, Brassicales, Brassicaceae. Gene Ontology annotation, cellular component: plasma membrane.